Molecule: messenger RNA, 1580 nt
Organism: Zingiber officinale
Lineage: Eukaryota; Viridiplantae; Streptophyta; Magnoliopsida; Zingiberales; Zingiberaceae
Product: myb family transcription factor IPN2-like
Exons: 6
Coding region: 273-1340 (355 amino acids)
Molecular function (GO): DNA binding; DNA-binding transcription factor activity
Source: RefSeq, a predicted model, not a curated record
GAACUUCAUCAAUCUCUCAGAGACACACAAGGGUUAUUGGAAAAAGAGAAGGGAGAGAGAAAGAUAUAUAGAGAUAGAGAGCUGAUCCAUGGCUUUUAAUCAUGAGGCAACCAUACAUGGCUUUCCAUGAGAGAGCUCUUUGAUCUCCUUAGAAAUCGAACCCUAUUCCUACUUUUGAUUUGUUCUUGAAUCUCUUCCAAGAAUUCCUCAGCGGCGGUUGAGGGAGGAGAGCCAGCUGAGAGAUCUAAAGAACUAAAGAGAGGUACUAAAGAAUGUUCCCUGCAGCUUCCAGGAAGCCGCCAUCUACUUCUAUGAAUUCUGCUUCGCAUGAGAGGUCUCCCAUGUGUGUUCAAGGCGACUCCGGUCUCGUCCUCACCACCGACCCCAAGCCGCGCCUCCGAUGGACGGCCGAGCUCCAUGACCGCUUCGUCGAUGCCGUCAACCAACUCGGUGGCCCAGACAAGGCCACGCCCAAGACGAUCAUGAGGGUAAUGGGGGUCAAAGGUCUUACUCUCUAUCAUCUUAAGAGUCACCUUCAGAAAUUCAGACUCGGGAAGCAGCCGCAUAGAGAAUUCAACGAUCCUUCACUCAAGGAAGCAAUGGAUCUACAUAGAAACACAGCCUCUUCAUCCCGAAUAAUGGGUCGAAGCAUGAAUGAGAGUUUGCAUGGCACAGAAGCCCUCAGAAUGCAGAUGGAAGUGCAUAGAAGAUUGCAUGAGCAAUUAGAGGUUCAGAAACAUCUGCAAAUAAGGAUCGAAGCCCAAGGGAAGUACAUGCAAAGCAUAUUGGAGAAAGCAUAUCAAACACUCGCAGCAGAUCAGGGCUUGGGCUACAACAAAGAUCAGGUAGGAGGGGAUCAAGUAGGGUUUGUUCAAGACACCAUGGGCUUCCACGAUCUGCAACUUUUCGGUGGCGGAGACCUGCAUCUUGAUAACCUGCACCAAGUGCACUUGAAUCAACCUCUUGAUCACGGCCUCUACUUGACUCCCAACGACCACCCUAGCUCAGCCCUGAUCGGUAAGAAAAUUAUGGCUACGUCUCAUGAUCCCUACAUUACUAACCCUUGGGAUGACGAGGACGACGACGAUGAUAACCUUCACGUCGGGAAACAAGAAGAGCUUCAUCAGAACAUUGGCAAUAUUGCACCGGGGUUGAUCGAUGCUGCCGCCGCCAACGGCCGGCGCAUGGUCGUCGAUGUCUAUGAGGCAAAACCAAUGAUCUCGAAUGCGGGCGGCUCGGAGGGAUCCACAAAAAUGGAUAGACCAUCUCCAUUGCGAGAUCACCCUCUUUCCAUGGAAGGUAUCAACGCCAUGUUAAUAGGAGGCAGCUUUGCCCAGUGAAAGAAGCUCGUCUAAUAUAAUUAUGCAUGCUUCGACGUUAAUAAGGACAUAUAGUGAUUUCCGGGGUAUUCUUUUAAACCACAAACUAGCUAGCUAGCUAAUUAAUUCAGUUUCAGAAAAUUUCUGAUCUUGAGUAUCGUACGACGGUACAAGGACAUUAACUACUUGGUGUUUGUUUGGGAGCGAGUAAUUAAGAGCUUAAUUAGUUAAUUAAUGUAUGAAUCUUCUUUGCUUUCAUUA